AUGAGUGGCAUGUGGCAUGGGAGCAAAAUCAACAUGGGUUUAGCACUAAGAGAGAAAUUAGGCUUGGUUUAUGAGAAAAGAAAGUGUUUAAGGGAUUUGGGGGCUCAACAUCCUCCUUUCCCGCGGCUGUGCAAUGGGAGCUUCCACUCUUGGUUUGCUGUUUUUUCUUCUUUUCUUUCCUCUUCCUUGGCUGAACCUGACGAAGGAAAAGAGGUGAAAAUACAUGCUGGUCCAAGGGAUGCUUCUGACAGCAUGCGGGAUGGUAUUCAUUGGUUCUUUGGAUGUCUCUGGCUUGAGACUGGUUUCCAGCAGCUUUGCUUAAGGAGUCUGCCAUCUGCUCUUCACGUGUCCUCUGCUUUCUCCAAAAGCUGA
Molecule: messenger RNA, 372 nt
Organism: Prunus armeniaca (apricot)
Lineage: Eukaryota; Viridiplantae; Streptophyta; Magnoliopsida; Rosales; Rosaceae
Source: the annotation of a GenBank genome assembly